AGAGUAUUUAAAGCCCCUCGAUGCGAUGUCGGCGACAGACUUGUGGAGACCACCAGUGACGCCACAAGAGCCGAACCUGCGGGACGACCACAAUGCUGCGCUUAUCGCUGUUGCUGCUAGGACUGCUAGCGGUGGUAGCCAUGUGUGCUCCACCUCUUGACAUGGCGCCUGCUGACGCACCACCACAGCCAGAUGGGAAUGGAGAGUCCCUGAACACCGCCGAAUCUGCAUGGGGCGGCUGGGGAGGCGGCUGGGGCGGCCGCUGGGGAGGCGGCUGGGGAGGCUGGGGCGGCCGCGGCUGGGGAGGCGGAUGGGGCGGCGGCCGCUGGGGAGGCGGCUGGGGCGGUCGCUGGGGAGGCGGCUGGGGACACUGGGGCUGAGCGGCCUCUUCCCGUCCUCACACCUGCUGCACCGUGACGUCACCGCCUGUAACCUGUCAUGCUUCUUAUCUCAAUAAAGUUCUCAUCAUAUAAGCUA
Schistocerca gregaria is the source of this 477-nucleotide messenger RNA. Its product is annotated as protein FAM98B-like. NCBI's taxonomy places the organism in Eukaryota, Metazoa, Arthropoda, Insecta, Orthoptera, Acrididae. The coding region runs from base 93 to 380 and encodes 95 amino acids. The record is from RefSeq and is a predicted model, not a curated record. The transcript has 2 exons.